GCCACCCACAUCGCGUCACGUCGCGGCCGCGUCGCGCCGCGCAAUGCCUCCCGACGCCGCCGCCGGCGACGCCGACCUCGCGGCGGACGAGCUGCAGAGCCUCAGCUUCGCCUCCUCGGAGCGCUCCCGCUCCGGCUCCACCGUCUCCACCGCCACCACCGUCUCCUCCUCCGGCCCGCUGCCCCCUCCUCCCCCGCCCCGCGCGGCGCCCGCGCCCGCCCCCGCAGCCGCGCCGCCGCGCCUCGGUGCGGUCGCGCUCUCCGACGUGCGGUUCCUGCGGAGGCUCGGGUCCGGGGACAUCGGGAGCGUCUACCUGGCGGAGGUGAAGGGGAAGGGCGGCGGGGCGGCGACCGCGCUGGUGGCGGCCAAGGUGAUGGACAGGAAGGAGCUCGCGGGGAGGAACAAGGAGGGGCGCGCGCGCACGGAGAGGGAGAUCCUCGAGGCGGUCGACCACCCCUUCCUCCCGCGCCUCUACGGCGUCGCCGAGGGGGACCGCUGGUCAUGCCUCCUCACCGAGUUCUGCCCCGGCGGCGACCUCCACGUCCUCCGCCAGCGCCAGCCGCAUCGCCGCUUCUCCGAGUCCGCCGUCAGGUUCUACGCGGCGGAGGUGGUGGCGGCGCUGGAGUACGUCCACAUGGUGGACAUCGUGUACCGGGACCUCAAGCCGGAGAACGUGCUCGUCCGCGCCGACGGCCACAUCAUGCUCACCGACUUCGACCUCUCGCUCAAGUGCGACCCGACGGCGCCGACGCCGGCGCACGUCAUCUCGGACCCCAUCUCCCUCGCCGGCCACUCCUCCAAGUCCUCGUCCUGCGCCAUCCCGUCGUGCAUCGUCCCCGCCGUGUCGUGCUUCCAGCUCUUCCCUGGACGUGGCCGGCGCCGGCGCCGGCGCCGCAAGAAGCCAUCGAGCGGUGCCGGCAGCAGCUUCCCCGCCGGUGGGCUCGAGCUGGAGUUCGUGGCCGAGCCCGUGGAGCUCCGGUCGAUGUCGUUCGUUGGCACGCACGAGUACCUUGCCCCGGAGAUCGUGUCCGGCGAGGGGCACGGCAGCUCCGUGGACUGGUGGACGCUGGGCGUCUUCGUGUUCGAGCUCCUCUACGGCGUGACGCCGUUCAAGGGCUACGACAACGAGAUGACCCUGGCCAACAUCGUGGCGCGCGCCCUCGAGUUCCCCAAGGAGCCGUCCGUGUCGUCCGCCGCCAAGGACCUCGUCACGUCGCUCCUCGCCAAGGACCCGACCCGGCGGCUCGGCGCCACGGUGGGCGCGGCGGCUAUCAAGCGGCACCCGUUCUUCGGCGGCGUCAACUGGGCGCUGCUCCGGUGCGCCACGCCGCCGUACGUGCCCCCGCCGUUCAGCGUCGCGGCCGCCGGCGCCGGCAGCCGCGCCGCCAACGACGACAUGUCGGACGAGGACAGCAGCUGCCCCGGCACGCCCGUGGAGUACUACUAGAGAGAGAAGACAACGCCAUUACGCCAAGGGGAAGGAAGCAGCUGCUUGUCGCCAUGUCCGUGCAAAAGGAGACUGGCCAUUGCCUUGUCCGGCCGGCGCACGUGGUGGUGGGAUCCAUGGCGCACGGCGGAGCAGGAUGCAGGCGUCAAAUAGUUGCCGGAGGCGUGUCCCCGGAACGCGCCAUGGCAAGCGACAAAGUCAAGUUCCAUUCCAACUGCUGCUGCUGCUGCUGCUUCUGCUUCUCUCUAUGAAUUUUCUCCGGCAUGUUGGGUGCCCGUCUCACCAUAUAUAACAUCGACGCAGCGCAAUAUCAUACACUUAGCUAGACCCAUUUAGGACAAAGCAAUUUUUAGCCUAAUUCUCACCGUCGAACCAAACUGUUUCCUCUGACAUUCACGCAGAGUUUUCUUCGUUUUAAUUGAUCUCUGUCCUGUAGCGAGUGAGUUCAGCGUUGUAUU
Molecule: messenger RNA, 1905 nt
Organism: Oryza brachyantha (malo sina)
Lineage: Eukaryota; Viridiplantae; Streptophyta; Magnoliopsida; Poales; Poaceae
Product: serine/threonine-protein kinase D6PKL2
Exons: 2
Coding region: 44-1447 (467 amino acids)
Biological process (GO): protein phosphorylation
Cellular component (GO): nucleus; cytoplasm; plasma membrane
Molecular function (GO): ATP binding; protein serine/threonine kinase activity
Source: RefSeq, a predicted model, not a curated record